UCCAUUGCUGGUCAUUAAUUCGCGCUGUCCGGCAUUGUCCCUCGACUCGGAAAUAUUUGUUUUGGGUGAUGGCUGUCCGUUUGUCUUUGAUUUGGCUGCUUCUGCUGGGCACUUCCAUUGACGUCACGCGCGGAAAGCGUUUGGAUCGUAAACUUUCGGACAAUCGCAUUGUGGGUGGCCAGGAGGCGGAGGACGGAGUGGCUCCUUAUCAGGUGUCCAUUCAGACCACCUGGAAAACCCACAUCUGCAGCGGAGUCAUUCUCAACGAACAGUGGAUCCUCACAGCGGGCCAUUGUGCACUGGACUAUAGCAUCGAGGAUCUGAGGAUUAUCGUGGGCACGAAUGAUCGCCUGGAGCCAGGACAGACCUUAUUUCCGGACGAGGCCCUAGUCCAUUGCUUGUACGACAUUCCCUAUGUAUACAAUAAUGACAUUGCGUUGAUCCAUGUCAACGAGUCUAUUAUAUUCAAUGAUCGCACCCAGAUCGUUGAGUUGAGCAGUGAGCAACCUCCGGCAGGUUCUACGGUCACUCUGACGGGAUGGGGUGCUCCGGAAAGUAGCUUACCCACGGUGCAAUAUCUGCAGACCCUCAACCUGACCAUCAUCGCACACGAAGAGUGCAGAGAGAGAUGGGACUUUCACGAUGGCAUCGACGUCGGUCAUAUUUGCACCUUUACACGGGAGGGCGAGGGAGCCUGCUCCGGAGACUCCGGUGGUCCACUGAUGUGGGAGGGCAAGCUGGUGGGCCUGGUCAACUGGGGAAGAGCCUGCGGCGUCGGCAUGCCAGACAUGUAUGCCAACACAGUUUACUAUCAGGAUUGGAUCCGCAGGACUCGCUCAGGAUGCAAGAAUCGUGUUAACUAAAUGGGAUACAGAUUAACUGGUAUCACUAUUAUGUAUUUUGGUAUAAAUAUGUGAAAUAAAUGUAUUG
Molecule: messenger RNA, 930 nt
Organism: Drosophila mauritiana
Lineage: Eukaryota; Metazoa; Arthropoda; Insecta; Diptera; Drosophilidae
Product: chymotrypsin-1
Exons: 2
Coding region: 69-863 (264 amino acids)
Biological process (GO): proteolysis
Molecular function (GO): serine-type endopeptidase activity
Source: RefSeq, a predicted model, not a curated record